AUGCCUUAUGUCGGAGAGCGGGAUUAUACUGUCGAAGAAGUAUGCGAGAUCAUAGCGAGAAGUGAACAUGAUUCUAUGGCUUCACGGUCCAUUCUUUGUGGAACCUGCAAUGAUAAAAGCCUCAUUUUACCGAUCCAACAGAGCUACGAUGACAACAGUUCCUCGAACGAUAAAGUACACAAGGUGGAAGACGGAUUAAUUGUAGUUAAGGCCAUUCACGACGAAGUGCAAGAUGAGCACGGUAAUGUCAAUAAAAGUUUGUCGAAGACAUUUCCCGUCUCUGAAACCUACGACUUUAAUGGUGCUAAGAUAACCUUAAGCUUGGAUGGUGCAUUAACUGUGUAUAUUCCUUGUAAGAAUGAGCCAUUCGUUGAUACAAACUAUACUACCAACAACCCAUCCUACAAUAAACCGAAUGAAGAAAACUAA
This is a messenger RNA of Copidosoma floridanum, 429 nucleotides long. Its product is annotated as protein lethal(2)essential for life-like. The record is from RefSeq and is a predicted model, not a curated record. NCBI's taxonomy places the organism in Eukaryota, Metazoa, Arthropoda, Insecta, Hymenoptera, Encyrtidae.